AUGAGCCCAAAGAACGACUCCGGUUUCAAGGUCGAGCCUUUCGACGGCUCGAAUUAUGGGUUGUGGAGUUACAAGAUGAAGAUGUACCUGAUGUCGAAGGGGCUGUGGGGCGCGAUCGCGGGCGAUGAGACAACAAGUGAGGCCAAGGAACAGCAAGCUCACGCCGCGAUCGUGCUGAAUCUGAGCGAUUCGCAGUUGAUGCAUGUCAUCGACUCGGCCACUGCAAGAGAAGCGUGGGGACGUUUGGCGCGAUUUCAUCACAGUCAUGACAUGGCGAAUCGACUUUGGCUGAAGGAAAAAUUCGCCUCGUUCAAGUAUGCAGCAUCAAGCAUGAGCGGUCAUGUGAUGGAGCUGGAGGACCUCGUGAUGAAGAUGAAGCGCGCGAACUGCGGUCCAAGCGAAGAGGACAUGUGCGCAGUACUGUUGCGGAGUCUACCUGCAAGCUUCGAGAGCUUGGUACAGGCAUUCCGCAUGUCCGUCGCAAGCUUCACUUUCAGUGACCUCGUGAGCAAGUUGAUCGCCGAAGAAGUGCGCCAGAAUGAGGCUGCACGGGUAGAAGAUGCAACGGCUCUCUACGCAGGCAAGAGGAAGGGUAAGCAGUACCCGAAGAAGCAACAAGGACGGCGCGCGAAGGGACCAUCAGGGACCUGCUACAACUGUGGCAAGGUCGGACACUACGCUAGAGAUUGUCGCUCCGGUCGAGGGCCAAGGGAGCAACAGCAUGACCAGCCGAAUGUCGCGUUUAAUGUCAGCGAAGGUUUCGCGAGCGACAGCUGGGUCAUGGACAGUGGCGCGUCAGCACACAUGUGCAAGGAUCGAGAUGCGUUCGAAGAGUACGAAGAAGUGCAUCACGCGCGAAGUAUUUCAAGCGCAAAGAGCGACGUGAAGCUGAAUGUCAUUGGACAUGGGACAGUGAAGCUGCGCGUCUGGACAGGGCAUGCGUGGAUCGACGCUCGCCUUGAGAACACACUUCACGUUCAAGAUUUGUCCAAGAACCUGUUUUCGCUCACGGCUGCGGCAGCGCGCGGCAUGACAGUGGAGAUAACGCGCAACGAGUGCGUGGUGAAGCGUGUUAGCACACCCGUCACAGCAGGAAGGAAGCAGGGGUUCCUCCUGUAUCUCAAUGCUGACUAUGGUACGGAGUGCCACAUGGCCGGAGACGAUACAGAGCUAUGGCAUAGAAGACUGGGUCGUAUGGUACGCUGA
This is a messenger RNA of Peronospora matthiolae, 1206 nucleotides long. The record is from the annotation of a GenBank genome assembly. Lineage: Eukaryota; Oomycota; Peronosporomycetes; Peronosporales; Peronosporaceae.